Messenger RNA from Motacilla alba alba, 7634 nucleotides. It is a transcript of the gene LRRC56, whose product is annotated as leucine rich repeat containing 56. The record is from RefSeq and is a predicted model, not a curated record. Gene Ontology annotation, molecular function: protein binding. The coding region runs from base 327 to 2222 and encodes 631 amino acids. NCBI's taxonomy places the organism in Eukaryota, Metazoa, Chordata, Aves, Passeriformes, Motacillidae. The transcript has 15 exons.
GUGGUCCCUGCCCUGCUCAUGACCUCUCUGUGCAGGACAUGGUACAAUUAAAUAACACUAUGAGAACCUGUCAGUCAAGAUAAAUGAAGAUAAACAGCUGUGACUACUAAAUUAAAAUCUCUGUAGGAGAGGAAUGGGAAAUGAUGCAGAAGAGCAGUGGCAUUGGAAGAAAAGCUGGAAUCUGGAAAUUCCUCCAAAUGGUGGAUACUUAAAACUGCCAUGAAGACCAAAACCAUAGAGUUUUUCUUCUCUGCAACUUUGGACUGUCACUCAGUUCUGAGUCCAUGGGUUAGAAUAUAUUUGUUCAUCUUGAAAAGCACGUUGAGAUGGACCUGAAGUGGAAUCCUGACAGAGUUUCUCAUCCAGGCUCAUCUGAAGACCAGGAAACUGAUUUGAAUUGGCAAGGCAACCCAAAUCCCAGUCUGCUGAUUAAAGAUGAUGGAGAGCUGCUUAUGGAUGAACAUCUUUCCCCCAGGAAACUGAAAAUUUUGGCAGGGGUAGAUGAUCUGCAGCAAGUGAAGGCCCUAGAGAUGCGAGUAGACACCAGAGAGAUCAGCUUGGGGAACUUUGGUGUGCAUCUGCCUAAUCUGAGAGAACUGAAGUUGAACAAUAGCUUGCUUGUAUCUGUGAGGGAUCUUGGAACCUCAUUGUCCCAUCUCCGUGUCCUGUGGAUGGCUCGGUGUGGGCUCUCAGAUUUAGAUGGGAUCUCUUCCUGCAGCUCUCUAAUAGAACUCUACAUUGCUUACAACAAUAUCUCUGACCUGAGCCAGCUGACCUGGCUGGAUCACCUGGAGGUUUUGGACCUGGAAGGGAACAAUAUUGAGGACAUCAACCAGGUGCAGUACCUGCGACUUUGUUGCAAGCUAAGCCACCUGACAGUGGAGGGCAACCUUAUUUGCCUGAAGCCAAAUGCAGAAUCUGCAGAGGACCCAGAAUAUAAUUACAGAGCAGAAGUAAAAAAACUCAUUCCCCACUUGAAGUAUUUGGACAGAAUACCAGCAAGCCAGACUACUCUCCUUCCUUCCAAGAAGAUGCAUGAAGAUUCUCUAAUCAUCAAGGAAUCCAUCAAGGAAGGUGGUUUAGCCAAAGACAUUUCAUGGUUAGAUCCGUGUCUUGGGGAAGUAGCAAAGCAGUCUGGAUGCAGCCCAAAACCCCCAACAACUUCCAGACCUGGAAAUGCACAGUGUUCUGCUAAUGCAGGGACCAGUAGUGAUGCCAGCCUCUUGGCCGGUGGCUGUCCUCUUCCAGAUCCCACUGUUUUUCCUGAUAAACUGUUCACAAAAGAUGACUCCAGUGAUUUGACACAUGGACUCCGUCAAGUUAUAUGUGGGAACCCCGCCAAGGCCCUCCAUGUGAGGAGGCAAAAGCUAGGUCCACCUGCUGUGAGCCCUUUGAAACCGUCUGGUCUGACGACAGAAAACCUUUCUGGCUCUGGAGGAGGAAGAGAUCUGCACCAGGAAAAGGUGUCCUCUGACCUGGGAGCAUGGAUGGAGCAGCACAAGGGGUGCCUGCAAACAGGUCAGCAAGAACAAGCCAGCCAAGCACUGAAGGUGAAUAAAGGUGAAGACUGGAGCCUGACUGACAGCUUAGAAAAUGAGUUGAGGGAGGCCUGUGAUGAGGACCUCAUUGAAAGGAUUUCACUUGACCCUUCUUCCCGCUCCUCCUCAGGUUCAUCGCAGGCGCAGGAGGGUGCAGUGUUGUCCAACACAAAACGUUAUUUAAUCCCAUCCCCUCCAAAAAAACCUUCACCUGCCUCUGCAGUGGAUGUUGCAGCAAGACCCUGGAAAACAAGGAAUCACAGGGGCAUAAAAAUACCCAGCCAGGAGGAGGACAGACCGUGUACACAGAAAGGCCAGCCAAAGGCUCAUCAAGAGAAUCCAGCCCAGCCUCUGGACAAAGAACCUGCUCUCCUGGGCCUGCACAGCACAGUGGCUGCCUCUGGAUCCCAAGGGCAGCCCCAGCCUGUGGGCUGCACCAGCCAGCCAGGGCCCAUUCCAGGAGCAGCAGCUGUUGGGUCAUUAAGGCUCAGGCCCAUCAUGGAUGAGAGCCCUUCUAAAGAGAUCAACCACCAGCAUCCAGCUGCCUGCUCAUCCACAAAAGCCUUGCAGAGGUUUAGGCCAAUGAAUUCUGCUUGGCCCCUGACUGCUAGCUCCAUUCUGCAGUCAUCGCCACACAAGUCCGCUGCCACAAAAACAUCUCAGAACAGAAGUCCUCAGUCCUAGAAGGUACCCAGUUGCCAGCAUGUGUUGGAGCCAUGUACACAGUACAGCCAUGAAGGAUCAAAGCUAUUUUGCAGCUUCUUCUGCAAGCUAAACACAGAGCAGUUCAAACAAUUAAUGUGAUUUGCCUCAAUUGAGGAUACAGCUGGUCCAGAAAUAUUUUAAGAGCAACCACUGAUCAACCAAUGAGCUAAUGAAUGUCUUAUUACGAAAAAAUGUGGUUAUUUUUGCAACCUAUACACACUAAAACAGAACAAAUCCUAUCAUACUUCCUCUCAUCCACACUAUGCCCAGCUCUGUGAGUCAGGCAGGGACACCAAACAGAGCAGAGCAUAGAGCCUGCUGUCUGUGGAGUGGGCUGGAGGAGGUGACCUACCAGCAGCCAGCAGUGUAUCUUUUGCAGUCCUGGAUGUUAAACAUGUGAGGGCCAAAACCAAGGGCUUGAGAGGAAGUGUUACCAGAGCAGGUUCUAAGGGAGGGGUGUGUUGCCUGAGGAAAAGCCCAGACAGGCUGGAUGGUUUGAGAGUUUAUGCCCCUACAGGAGCUCACCCUAUUCACAGGCAUUGGAGCUUCUUGCAGGGGGAAUUGCUGUGGAAGCAAAUGUUGAACAAUUGGCUUAUCCCAAUGUUAACAUGUUUGUUUGCUCCACAGCUACCUGGAAGGAUUUGUCUCACUUCCUCUGAAUAGACAUUGCAUUCCAGAAUUUCUCUAGCAGAGCUGACUUCUGUCACCAGGUGUCAGAGCAUCCUCUGCAUGUGCCUUUCACCUCCAUCCCAUUUCUAGCAUUCUCAGAUCAAAUCAACUUUCCAAUUUAUUAUAAUUGGAUAAUUUUAAGUGACAAUGCAGCAAAGCAGGGGAGUAAGGGAAUAAUCUUUUUUUCAAUAGGGCAUUUGCUCCAUGUUCAGGUAAGAUCCAAAACAUCUGUUUUAGUGACUGCAGUCUGUGAGAUGCUGUUCCAAAUGGCUGUGCCUUUCAACUUUAUUGAUGUUGCAGUCUGAAACCAAGCAUCAUCACAUUUUUUCUAGUUUAAAUUACUAAAAUUUUAGAUUACAUUUUUUAAAUCAGUUUAUAAAACAGGCAUUACACUAUGAGUUAAUGAAUUGGUUUAUGCUUCCUUUCUGCUGGCCAUCUUAACUUAGAGAAGCAGAAUAGACAAAGCAGAAUAGAUUAAAACUUCCUUUUUGUCAUGGUGCUUCUUGCACCACUUUAUCUUACAAAACAGUCAGGAGCUUGAAGUGAGUUUGCCCAUUUUUGGUGUGUCCUAGCAGAAAUCAUCGAUCAAAAAUCAUUUAAAACUAUGUGGUAAGUGAUUUUAUGCAAUACUAUGGAUGCAGGCAGGAUUUCACUGAGCAACAAUGCCUGUGCCCUUAAAUAGGCUCCUAAAUCUGACUUUUUGCCAGUGUCACUGAUGAUACCAACAUACACAAAAAACAAAAGCUGGCCUUGUAAAAGAAAGAAGACACUGACAGCACUGACCCUUCUCUAUAUCCAGGGUCCUACCAGGGGGUGAUGGGUAGAACUGUCUUCUCCAGAUAUUCAGAGCCUCCUUCUCAAUAGAUAUCUUUCAUUUCAAAGGGGUGGAGGGGAAAAAAAUUCAGUGGGUGUGUAAACUGGGUCUGGACAUGAGCAUCUGCAGAGACAAAACUCUUGGUACAGAUCUGGAAAGUCUCUCAAAAGCAUCUGUGGUCUCAUCUCACGGCAAACUCCACAUGGUUCUGUAUGUGCACAGAGCAAGAAGCAAGAACUUCUGAGCUGGCAGAGAGGAUGUGGAGAAAUGCUCAGAAAAAAACAGCUCUGCCGUCGUGUGUGGGAAAUCAGUGCCUGAGGGCUUCAUCAAAACCAUUUAACUCAGGGCUUCCUGUUGUACCUUCCCAUCAGGCACCCCAGUGGUCACUCUCAGGGCUGCAGGCUGUGUGUGACUUUCAGAACUUUACACAGCUCUGCCCCACUGGUGGCCUAACCGAGGCAGUCACAUGCUGCAUGGUGGUGUGGUGUGUUCACAGGGCAGGAGGAGGUCUCCAGUGUGCCUGUUGAUCACUGCAUCAGCUGGUGGCCCAUCCAUCACCUCCUCACGUGCCUAUCGGGGCAUGUUUGGCAGGCUGGGUGCCAUCUGCUCCUGUGUCUGUGGGGGUUUAGUCCAGAACUGAGGGGCCAGCCUGUCAUGCAUGGAACAGCAGAGAGGCUUGCUAAGAGAGCGAGAUAGUGAUCACAGCCCAGUCUGAUGGGGAAGAAGGCCUGGUAGCCUCCUCUCUUCUCUCUGCCAGUAGUUGGUGCACCUCAUUUCCCAGGGCUGCCACGCUGUUUUCUGUUGCAGUUUCCAGGACAAGGAAAAUAAACAGGGCCAUUGCUGUCUGGACAGCUAUAACAGAUCCCAAGGGAAAAUUAUUGCCCUGGCUUAGCUUGUUCAUCUUCUACCCUUUUCAUCUAGAAAAUGGAAAAGCCAGCCAGGUCUUUAAUAGGCUAAUUAGGAAAUGUAAAGCAUGAUGGGCUAUUUUUGAAUUCAGUUCUCUUGGCCCAAAAGGGAAAAAGGGGAGUUUCAUUGUGUGGGCUUUUUGUCACCAUUUCCUCUGUUAAAAUCACACAUUGGUCCCUUGAAUAUAGACAAAGUCCUUUAAUGAAUGAACUUAUUCCCAUCCCUGCCUCUGCAGACUCUUAAUGUUUGUCUCAGUAGGAUCCUUGCUUCCAGUUGGAUGUGACCAGUUUCAGAUGUACAUUACCAGAGUCCAUCCUCUCAUUCUUGUAAUGGCCAGGAGCUGCUGAUGGCUUUAAGUAUCUCACUGCCUUAAUGGGAUUUGCUGCUGGCUGCCAAAUUGAUAUCUUGUGUGUAAGCUGGAGAGAGGGGCGAGAACUGUUCCCUCACCUAUUAAUAAAUCAGCACUGCAGGGAAGAGUUUUCUGCUGGGAGCCAAGUCUCACCAGUACAUGCUGCUAAGGGAGGGGGUGGUUACGUGGGAACAGCAGCCCUGCAGGGAGCUGGGCUCAGAACAAAGGGAUUUGGCCCAAAGUGACAAUGCUGCGGCGUUAGCAGAAGCAUGAUCCGUCCAGGAGGCCUCUCAGCAUCACUUAGCUGGUGUCCCACAAAGAGCCCUGCUGGACUGACUGCUGCUGCCCUGCAUACUGAAAGGCUCCACUCAGCCAGAACUUUAAAAAAACAUGGGGGACAGAAGUAGGGAGCUGUGAGCCAGCCAGUUAUUUCAGUGACUAAGAAUCGUCCCUCCCUCUGAAGGGAGCAUGUCUGGGACAGCAUCCUACCCAGACAAAUGGGCCCUGACAAGCAAAGGUGGCUCCUGCUCAGCCUUGGAUUGGGUUUUGCACCUCCCAGCUCUGCAGAGCCCAGCCCAUUGUGCACACCUUGGCAUCCCAAUUAGGUACAGGCCAAAGGAGAUGCUCACCCUGUCCGGUGUCCCCAUGGCAGCUGUGUGCACAGCCCCAGGGCUCAUGCCUGCUGUGCUUGUUGCUAAGGCCAUUACUCUCAUUGAAGGCCUGAGAUUGCUUUGCACUUGGAACAAAUUAAUCUUCAUUAAAGGAUGAAUAGAAGAUAUUUUCUUUGGCUGUCAAGGAGGAGAAAACACAGGAGAUGUUCAGGAAGGAAAAUGCAAUACGUGUCCCUUCAAAUACACACAAAUGGCAGGCCAACUCAGGAUCAAUUCCUACACGGUUCCUUGGCUUGUUCAGAGCCUGACAGGCUUGUCUCCUUGCCAUGGGCAGUAUCUGCACCCAUAGUGGAACACAGGUGCUUCUGGGGUAUGAUGAGUCAGAUGGCUCAUGCUCCAGUAGUGUCUGUCUCUGCACUGAUAAACAGGGUUUGUGAUGAUGGCUUAGAUGUCUGCUCAGUACCAUCUGUUGCCAGGUGAGACGAAUCCUGCCCUGCGAUGGCUUUGUCAUUACACGAGAGAAUCCUGGCCCUGUUUUUAUUGUUUUGUUCCUCUAAAAUUACCCCAGGAGAUACUGGAGAUGUCCUGGCUGAGACAAAGGGUCAGCCUUGGAGAGUGGAGACAGCGUGUGAGCACUGGGGCAGCAUGCCUCAGUGCACGUGGCUCUUGAGCCAGUCUGGGAAGCUUUUGUACCUUCCAGAGAGGCACAGGAGGGGCAGGACAGUUGCAGGACACCAAGGAGGGCUUGUCCUGGACUGAAUUCAAGGUGCCAGAGCAGACCCUAAGCUGGUGGAGAGCUGGCCUGGUGCAGGUGCAUGUGGGAGGGUGGAUCUGCUCCCCCAUCCCCAGGAGAGGGGGAGGUCUCUCCUCAAAGAGAAGGAUUGUGGCUGUACUUUUGGAACCCAGUUCAGCCAGCUGGCAGGUGACCCACAUGAUGGAGAUCCUACCCUGGAGGUCUUUUGCUGUCACCAGAAAUAAAACAACCUUUCAGUGACAGCCUUGAUCCAGCUUCAGGAGCACUGCAGUAAUUUCUAAUCUCUGCCCUGGUUUCCUACAGCCCAAAGAGAAUUUAUGUGAUAUGAGAGGAGGUGUAGCAUGGUCUUACACAGGCAACAAAUGCAGGGGCUCACUCUCACCCAUCCCUCAACAGGGGGCUCCUCUCCACACUGCCAUCAGAAACCUCGUGGCUGUGCAUCCCCAACUGGAGUGCAGAAUGAUUCUGCUAAAAUUAAGGUAGUAAUUGAGAUAAUUUUUAAGCUGCCAGGAGACAGCGACCUUGCAGCAGGAUUCUCCUGCAUGGCACAGCGUAAAGCAGAAAAAGAAAACGUCGGAUUACGGGGUGGAGAGUUGUAGUAUCAUUGCUAGAUAUAAAACCUGUGCCUGAGGAAGGGAGCGAGUGCAAAUGCAGGCAGGCAGGCGCCACCUUUGCUGGGUUUGGAGAGCAGGAGGAAUGCCUCGGAAGGGACGCUAGAGGGAAGAAGAGAGUCUCACAAGUGCAACUUCCAAAAGCAAAAAGACUCGAAAACCAAACCCAAGCAGCUCCAGGCCGUCCAGGAGGCGUUUGGCACUCAGUGGGCUCAACAUUUUCUUUUUUCCUAUCCGGCAUCCGGUGUGCUGGCCUCGUGUGGUGCCCCAAAUGCACUAUGCUGGUAGUGGCUUGCUGUAUCACACACCACUUCAAUCUAUUUGGAAAUAUUUUCUUAGGAAACCUGCAAUGCCCACAAAGUGUAGUGGAGAACAUCCCAGCCCCACGUUGACAUUGGAAAGAUGAGGUGCUUUUUUGGUGUUAUAGGGCAUGUCCAUAUGAGAAUGCUGUGUGCAACCCCAGCAUGUCUUAAAGAUAUCAUCUUUGUCAUAGCCUAUAGCUACAAGCUGCAAACAGGCUCAGCAGGGAUCUUGGCCCUCUUCCUGAUGUCAGGAUAGCACUGGAGGACCCUUGCAAGUCACCAGAGCUGGUCCCAAGGCCUCAACAUCUGCCACCACCCAGCCCACAUAAUUUCUAUCCCAGCCCUUUGCCCAUGUGGAAGCUGUCAAAAAUCAAU